This is a messenger RNA of Hippocampus comes (tiger tail seahorse), 3193 nucleotides long. RefSeq names its product major histocompatibility complex class I-related gene protein-like. NCBI's taxonomy places the organism in Eukaryota, Metazoa, Chordata, Actinopteri, Syngnathiformes, Syngnathidae. Bases 1929 to 3065 code for a protein of 378 amino acids. The record is from RefSeq and is a predicted model, not a curated record. The transcript has 8 exons. Gene Ontology annotation, biological process: immune response. Gene Ontology annotation, cellular component: external side of plasma membrane.
CGCGCAUGUUAACUGACAACUUGGAAAGGAAGAUUAAACUUUGGGCGAAAGGGAGUACUCGGUACGCUCCAUCAUCAGAAAGGGUCACGGGCCAGGUUACAGAUGUCUCAGUUCAUGGAAAGGCCACUCGUUAAAAUGUCUUUGUUUCUGUUGGUUUAUGGAUGUGGGUGCUGGUACUCGGGGAAUGCCUUGGCCUUCAGGGGCGCACUGAGGGGCGACCCAUUGGGGCCGUCCAGGGGCGUGGUAUGUAAAUGAAGAUGGGAGUGUUUUUCGGAUAUAUUACUUGUAAUUUGCAUACACAAUCAAGAAAAAGCUGGCAGAGGCUAUCUUUGGGGCGUUUUGCAUGCAGGAGACACGAUUGGCUGUGUUGCUCAUUGUUCCAAUGACCCCCGAUCAGAAGCAGAUAUUCUCAAACAGAUGGGCGACAGUGAAUUUCUCAGCUGUUUUUGCCCAUGCCACCAAAUAUAUGCGCAGCGUGAUGCCAGUUUCAUCAUUUCUAGAAUUCGCCGUGAAAAAAAGUGAUUUUUGUUUUUUAUUUUAUUUUUUUGGAGUGAGAACUUUCAUUGCUUUGUUACGAUAAUGUCAGAGCUACGUGCACAAUUCUUGCUGAUGCGUGAAGGUGAUCUUGGCGAUUUAGUUCUUUUGGUGGCUAGAAUUGUCAAUAGUGCAGCUAAAGUAUACAGAUAGAUCAUUUGUUCGUCCCAUGAGGGAAAUUAAAUUUGGGAAAGAGGCAGGGCAAAACAACAAAACAAAAUAACCCCCCCCUAAUGUUAUUGAAAAAUGUCCACUCAGAGAGUUGCCUUUAACACACUCAGAGAGUUGCCUUCAACAAAGAGGUGCUUUACUUGUCGCUUGGGAACUGUACAGGCCAGCGUAACUGUAACGUCGACACGUUCUUCUUUCAAAUGCACUCGGUCGGUUGCUAUGGUAACCCGAUAGCAGCUCUUUACUGCAUGUCGAACUGCUGUCGUAAAGUUCAAUGCAUAUACUGUCGUCCUUACAUGACAUGUCCCCCUUUUUUUCUGUUGUUUUGUUCAUAACAUUUUAUAACAACACAAAAUUGCUUUCCUCAGCGCAAAAAUAUCUUAACUUGUUGAAUAUACAAACAGCAACACAAUCAGCGAGUGAUUGUGCUGGGGUGCCGGCGAGGUAGACCCUUGUGAGGAUAAAGCCAACCGGAAAAUGGAUGGAUGGAUGUUCGAAGAAAUCAUCCAUUUUUUUCGAUGACACUCUAAGACCGUUCACUUUGUCACAGGUAACACAAAGAUUAGAUUUUUUUGUUUGUUUGUUUUCUUCUAAAUAUUUUGAACAGCUCAUAAACCUCCAACAUGGUGACUGUUUAACAGGAGAGGAAAGGUAAAAAAAAAACAACAAAAAAGCCCGUCAACGUGUUCGGUGGUGGCUUCAAAAACUGCUUUACAUCAACCGUGAAAGUGUCAUCGUCUCCGUUGGUUCGUUACAAUGGCGGGCCUGGAAUUUGGCGCCUUGCACACCUUUUUUUUUUUCUUUUUGCCUGACGUAUUAGAUUUCCCGUUUUGUUGGCAGUCCUUGAAAGCACCUUGUGCUGAGUCAAAAGUGAAAGUGAAACUCUCUUUCCCAAAGUACCUCUGAUAUCAUCUUCCUUUUCUUCGAUGCCCGUCUUCCCGAACGUUUAUUAUGGUGUGUAAAAAACAAACGAUACGUUUAAUGACAUUUCGCCGCUGGUGUCAAGUGCUCGUGCUCAUCGCCCAUGUGUCACAUGUCAGUUUGUACCAGGGGCGAAGCUGUGGUUGCCCGGAAAAGAACUGGAUAAACAGGAUGAAAAGUGAUCGGUAGGUCGAUGAGAAGUUCUGGCUAACGGCCCUUCCCACACAGCAGCACUACGUGGGACUAAAACAAAACAAAAUCAUCUUUUUUUUAAAAUGUUUUUAAAUUAAUUCCUGCUGAUCAUGAUUGUGAACUGGCUUGCAUUUGUUGUGAUUGUUCAAACAGACAGCGUGAUGCCUGCAAUCCACUCACUGGAGAAAUUCAUCACGGCUUCAACUGGAAUUGCCAACUUACCAGACCAUGUGUGUGUCGUUUAUGUCGACCACAUUGCUGUGAUGUACUAUGACAGCAAGAGCAGGAUACUGCAAACCAGAAAUAACUGGAUUAGAGAAGCCACAGCAGACGAUGCAGACUUUUGGGAAAGGGAGAGAACCAUCGCCAUGAUUGUUGAGCGUUCGGGCAGAUCUUUGCUGGAAACCGUGAGAAAAACUUUGAACCAAUCUGAAGGUGUCCACUUUGGGCAGGCGAGGUUUGGCUGCGAAUGGGAUGACCAGACCGAUGCUCUCGAUGCUUGGGAAAAGAUUAAAUAUGAGGACGAGCACGUCCUGUUGUUCGACGUGAAUACAUUCACAUGGACCAUAGAGGGCCCGCAGGGUCUCGCCAUCAGACACAAGUUUGUCUUGAACGAGAUUGAAAGAGACAUCCGUCAGUAUUUCUACAUGGAGGAUUGUCCUUCUUUGUUGAAGAAGCUGGUGAACGACGGGCGGAGUGUCCUCAUGAGAACAGAGCUUCCCAAGGUGUCUCUUCUUCAGAAGAUGCCGUCCUCUCCGGUCACCUGCCACGCGACAGGUUUCUACCCAGACGUGGCCGACCUUUUCUGGAGGAAAGACGGUGAGCAGCUCCACGAGGAUGUGGAUUAUGGCCAAACUCUGCCCAACCACGACGGAACCUUCCAGAUGAUGGCCAACCUGAAAGUGGAGGUGACGGCUGAAGUGGAGGGCCGGUACGAGUGCGUGUUUCAGCUGGCUGGUGUUCAGGACGAAAUUGUCAUCAAGCUGGAGAGAGGAAACAUCCUGAGCAACGCACGCAUUGAAGAAGAAGAAAAGAAGAGGAGGACUGUUGCCAUCGCCGCCUCGUUGGUAGCCCUCGCUCUGGUGCUCGUCCUCGUGGCCAUUGUCGUCGUCAUCAAGUGUCAUCCACGCAAACCAGACGAUGACGCACCAGCGAGUGCCGGUACAAGACACAGCGGCUGGCGCAACACCAUGACGUUUCAUGGACACGAUCAAGAAUAUAUACCGAUGAGCAGCUAUCCAUGCUAAUCGUCAGCCCACAAUGGCGGUUUCUAUUAUUUGUUCGCCUUAGGCUGUUAGUGCCUUUAUUCAAGAAAAGUUGUUUGUUUAUUUUAAACACACAAAAUGCAAUUCUCUUCAUUUUUUGCAUACCUGUC